AUGGCGGGCCGCUUUGUGCGAGCGUCGAAAUAUCGACACGUCUUUGGCAAGCCGACCCGCAAGGAGUUCUGCUACGAUAACCUUCGCAUUAGCCGGAAUGCAUGGGAUACCAACUUGGUGAAGGCCAACCCCGACUACCUCUCGGUCAAUUGGGAAGCCGGCGGCGGUGGCGCCUUUGCUGUCAUCCCCCUCGGCGAGACGGGCAAGGUGCCUGACCAAAUCCCUCUGUUCCGAGGCCAUACCGCCACCGUCCUUGAUACCGACUGGAACCCCUUCAACGACCGUGUCAUCGCGUCUGGUUCCGAGGACGGAAAGGUCUUUAUCUGGCAGGUUCCCGAGAACUUCACCCUCUACACCGAUGCCGAGGAGCCCGCCGACGUCUCCCCUGUCGGCAAGCUCGCUGGCCAUUCGAGAAAGGUCGGCCAGGUCCAGUUCAACCCCGCCGCCGAGAACAUCCUCGCGUCCGCAUCCGGCGACUUCACGAUCAAGCUCUGGGACAUCAACAAUGGUUCAUCUACCCAUACCCUGAAGCACAACGACAUCGUGCAGAGUCUCUCAUGGAACGCCAGCGGUUCGCUCCUGGUGACGACGUCCCGCGACAAGAAGAUCCGCGUGUGGGAUGUGCGCGCCGAGAAGCCCGUCCACGAGGCACCAGGCCACCCGGGCGCCAAGAACAGCAGGGCCGUGUGGAUGGGCGAACACAACCGCUUCGCCACGGCCGGUUUCUCGCGCAUGAGUGAGCGUCAGCUCGCGCUGUGGGAGCCCGGUCGCAAUGAGCCCAUCGGAGGCUUCUCCAUGCUGGACUCGAUCUCGGGUGUCAUUAUGCCCUUCUGGGACGAGGGAUCCAACUGUUUGUAUCUUGCUGGCAAGGGUGACGGCAACAUCCGCUACUACGAGUAUGAAAACGACAAGUUCGAGUACCUGAGCGAGUACAAGUCCGCCGAGCCCCAAAGAGGCAUUGCCUUCGUUCCGCGCCGCGGCAUUAACGUGCACGAUAACGAGGUUAUGAGAGCUUACAAGACGGUCAACGAUACUCACAUCGAGCCCAUCUCCUUCACCGUCCCCCGUAGAGCCGAGACCUUCCAGUCCGAUAUCUUCCCCCCUGCUACUGGUCUCAAGCCGGCCGUAAGCGCCCAGGAGUGGCUGGGUGGCAAGGAUGGCAUCCCCGCCAAGAUUGACCUGGAGAGCGUGUACGAGGGCACUGCUCCCAAGGAGGUCGCCUCUGACUAUAAGCCCCCUGCGAUUGCCUCUGCUCCUGCGCCAGCUGCUAAGCCGGCGCCGAAGCCCGCCCCUGCUCCGGAGCCCACCCCGGUCGCCCGCUCACCGCCGCCCUCAAUGAGGGAUCAGCAGGUCUCCAUGUCCAACAUGGCGUCCAAGUUCAAGGACGACGAGCCUGCCGAGCCGGAAGAUGAUGACGACAACUCCAGUUUCGAGGAGAUACAGAGACCAGCCCAGCGUGCUGCUGUCCCUGCUGCCGCUGCCGCCCCUGCCCCUGCCCCUGCUCCUGCUCCUGCUCCUGCCCGUGUCGAGCCCGCCAACAUCCCGCCCCCCAUUAAAGCGCCGUCCCCCUCCCAAAUCAAGUCGCCUCCCGCCCAGCAGUCGCCUGUCAAGGCGUCAGCCAACUCACCUGCAUCCCCGACGCACAUCGAGUCGUCUCUGGACCAGAUUAGACAGAUGCUGGAGAACCAGACGAAGCUGAUCAGCAAGCAGAACGACAAGAUUAGCCAGCUGUCAGGCGAAGUUGAGGGGCUGAAGCGCAAGGUGAACGCCGGCGGGUCUCAGGAUCAGAGCGAGAGGAUCAGGCAGCUGGAGCUGGAGCUCGAAGCCGCGCGCUCUUAA
Molecule: messenger RNA, 1839 nt
Organism: Colletotrichum graminicola M1.001
Lineage: Eukaryota; Fungi; Ascomycota; Sordariomycetes; Glomerellales; Glomerellaceae
Product: WD domain-containing protein
Exons: 8
Coding region: 1-1839 (612 amino acids)
Biological process (GO): actin filament organization
Molecular function (GO): actin filament binding
Source: RefSeq, a predicted model, not a curated record